AUCGUCUCUGACUCGCUUUGUCUCUCACAAUUCCACCUUUGACUCGUCCUAGUCAUCACGCACCCUCACUUCAUGCAUGGAACUUCACACCCACUUGAUCAAGUUUGGAUUUUCCCGCCACCCAAGUCUCAGAAAACAUUUGACAUCACUUUAUUCCAGCUCUCGUUGUUUUGGGCAUGCCCGUGACCUGUUUGAUCAAAGUACUGAACCAAGUGCGGUUGUUUCUUGGUCUGCAUUGAUAUCACGGUAUGUGCAAAAUGGGUUUCAUAAAGACGCCUUAUUGGCAUUUAAUGAGAUGUGUACGUUGGGACUUAAGUGUAAUGAGUUUACUUUCCCAAGUGUUCUCAAAGCAUGUUCAAUCAAAAAGGAUUUGAAUAUGGGGAAAAAGGUUCAUGCCAUGACUGUGGUUUCAGGGUUUGAGUCUGAUGCUUUUGUUUCCAACACUUUGGUUGUUAUGUAUGCUAAAUGUGGGCAGUUUGGUGAUUCUAAGAAAUUGUUUGGAAUGAUUUCGGAGCCGGGCGUUGUUUCGUGGAAUGCCUUGUUUUCUUGUCAUGUGCAGAGUGAUUUCUUAGGUGAAGCUGUUGAUUUAUUUAAACGAAUGGUUGAGGGUGAAGUAAGACCUAACGAGUUCAGUCUUUCGAUUAUAUUGAAUGCCUGUGCUGGAUUGCGGGAUGGGAGUCUUGGAAGGAUGGUUCAUGGUGUUUUAAUGAAGCUUGGACAUGGUUUGGAUCAAUUUUCUGCGAAUGCGUUGGUUGAUAUGUAUGCUAAAGCAGGGAGGAUUGAAGAUGCUGUUGCUGUUUUUCGAGAAAUUAUACACCCUGAUACUGUUUCUUGGAAUGCAGUUAUUGCUGGUUGUGUUCUUCAUGACUAUAAUGAGCUGGCUUUGAUACUGUUGAAUGAGAUGAAAAAGUCGGGAACUUGUUGUCCCAAUGUGUUUACUUUAUCAAGUGCCUUAAAAGCUUGUGCUGCAAUGGGGCUUAAGGAUUUAGGUAGACAGAUACAUUCUUGUUUGGUAAAGAUUGAUACUGAUUCAGAUUUGUUUGUGGCUGUUGGGUUAAUAGAUUUGUAUUCCAAGUGUGAGAUGAUGGAUGAUGCAAGAAGAGCUUAUGAUUUGAUGCCAACAAAGAAGGAUAGUAUUGCAUGGAAUGCCUUGAUCUCCGGUUACUCACAGUGUGGCGAUGACUUACAAGCUGUCUCACUUUUUUUCAAAAUGCAUCAUGAAAAUAUAGAGUUCAACCAAACAACUUUGUCGACGGUUCUUAAAUCUGUGGCAAGCUUGCAGGAAAUUAAGGUGUGCAAGCAAAUUCAUACAAUUUCCAUGAAGUCUGGAAUUUAUUCAGAUUUCUAUGUUAUAAACAGUCUUCUUGACACUUAUGGAAAAUGUAGUCAUAUAGAUGAAGCUUCUAAAAUAUUCGAAGAGCGCGUUUUGGAAGAUUUGGUGGCUUACACAUCCAUGAUAACGGCAUAUUCUCAGUAUGGCGAUGGGGAGGAGGCUUUAAAGCUAUAUUUGCAAAUGCAAGUUGCAGAGAUCAAGCCGGAUCCGUUUGUCUGCAGUUCUCUUUUAAAUGCUUGUGCAAACUUGUCGGCAUAUGAGCAAGGGAAGCAACUACAUGUCCAUGCCAUUAAGUUUGGGUUUAUGUCUGAUAUUUUUGCCAGUAAUUCUCUUGUUAAUAUGUAUGCAAAAUGUGGAAGCAUAGAGGAUGCUGGUCGCGCCUUUUCCGAGAUACAUCAGAGAGGAAUCGUCUCAUGGUCUGCAAUGAUUGGAGGGUUGGCUCAACAUGGACAUGGUAAAGAGGCUCUUAAGUUGUUCAAUCAAAUGCUUGAAGAUUGUGUGUCACCAAACCAUAUUACAUUAGUCAGUGUUCUCUGUGCAUGUAAUCACGCCGGUUUGGUAAAUGAGGGGAAACAAUAUUUUGAAACAAUGGAGGAAAAGUUUGGUAUCAAACCUACACAAGAGCAUUAUGCUUGCAUGAUUGAUCUCCUUGGAAGAUCAGGGAAACUAAAUGAAGCAGUGGAGCUUGUGAAUUCCAUUCCAUUUGAAGCUGAUGGAUCAGUUUGGGGGGCACUUCUCGGUGCUGCAAGAAUCCAUAAAAACGUUGAACUUGGUCGGAAAGCUGCAGAGAUGCUUUUUGUUCUCGAGCCAGACAAAUCUGGUACUCAUGUUCUCCUCGCAAACAUUUAUGCAUCAGCAGGGAUGUGGGAAAAUGUUGCUAAUGUUAGAAAGGUUAUGAAAAACAGCAAUGUGAAGAAGGAACCUGGAAUGAGUUGGAUUGAGGUCAAAGACAAGAUACACACUUUCAUUGUUGGAGAUAGAAAUCAUUCUAGAAGUGAUGAAAUAUAUGCUAAAUUGGAUGAGUUAAACGAGCUUCUAAGUAAAGCUGGAUACAGUCCCAUCACAGAGAUUGAUAUACAUAAUGUGAACCAAAGUGAAAAGGAAAAGCUCUUAUAUCAUCAUAGUGAGAAACUUGCUGUAGCUUUUGGAUUAAUAGCUACACCACCUGGAGCUCCGAUAAGAGUAAAAAAGAAUUUGAGAGUUUGUGUUGACUGCCACAGUUUUCUCAAGUUUGUAUCUAAGAUUGUUUCAAGGCAAAUUGUUGUUAGAGAUAUUAAUAGGUUCCACCAUUUUAAAGAUGGAUUAUGUUCUUGUGGUGAUUAUUGGUGAUAUCAUUAAGAUGACUCAUUCAUUAUAUACACAACAUCGAAAAUGCUGGUUUUUUUACAAACUUGGUUGUAAAUCAAGCAUACUCAUGACACGGUGGUCCAACAUGGAAAAAGAAAGGAAACACUCGGCAUUUCCAUCUUCAUCGAUCGCGACAACACCACCGUAUCCAACCUCACUGGCCUUUCAGACGCAAAGACUACAUUGCCCGAUUUCCAGUUGUUGCCGAGGAUUAUCGUUCAAUUCUUUUUAGUGGAGUGUUCAAUAUGCGGGGAAAGGCGUGUGAGGUGGUGAUUGAUACUGUGAGCAGUUCUGUUGGCCCUUUGAGAGCCGUUGGUCAAGGAAGGACGCCGGUAAGGGAAUCAAUUUUGUUGAUAUAAAUUUUAUCAAUUAAUUCAACUUAUGUACUGAUAUUGCAGAAGUUUCCUCAAACUGUUUUUGUGAGGAUUAUGUCCUUGCACACAUCCCUAUUGCUUGUAAAAUAAUUACAAAGGGAGUGUCUUUCAAAAAAUUCACUGGCAUACAAAAUUUGUGAAUGCAUCAUUUAGAAUUCUAGAUUGUUUUAGUUUCAAUUUUCAUUUAAUUUGUAUUUAAAUGCCAUUUAGUUUUGUAUUUCAUUUACAAUUGAAUUUGGAUUAUUGUAUAAAAUCCAAAGGUAGUUGUAAUAUGUAACCGAACUGUGAAUUUGAGAAUUAGAGAAAUUUAGUUACAGGAUUUUCUCUA
Messenger RNA from Lathyrus oleraceus (garden pea), 3382 nucleotides. RefSeq names its product pentatricopeptide repeat-containing protein At5g04780, mitochondrial-like. Gene Ontology annotation, biological process: RNA modification. The coding region runs from base 77 to 2662 and encodes 861 amino acids. The record is from RefSeq and is a predicted model, not a curated record. Gene Ontology annotation, molecular function: RNA binding; protein binding; zinc ion binding. Lineage: Eukaryota; Viridiplantae; Streptophyta; Magnoliopsida; Fabales; Fabaceae. The transcript has a single exon.